CCCAUCAUAUAAACAACAGUUCAUCACUACAAACUGCUGCCUGUAUUUCGCUAGAGCUCGAAGCCGCCGAAGUUUGAUUUGCUCUCCCUUUGCACCGUCGCACGCAUUUUCUACUUCAGGUGCUCCUUUCAUCUAUCUUCUCGCAGUCGCUGUUGAUUUCAAUCUUUGUUCUUUCUCAAUUUCUUUUUGCUCUUAGUAGCAAAAAUGGCGUACCCAAUGAAGCCAACAAAGCCGGGAGUGGAGGAAUCACAAGAACCCACUCACAAGAUUAGAAUUACCCUUUCUUCGAAGGAUGUUAAGAAUCUCGAGAAAGUUUGUGCUGAUCUUGUGCGGGGUGCAAAGGACAAACACCUGAGGGUCAAGGGACCUGUCAGGAUGCCAACCAAGGUUCUGAAGAUUACAACUAGGAAGUCUCCUUGUGGUGAAGGAACCAACACCUUUGACAGAUUCGAGUUACGUGUUCACAAGAGAGUAAUUGACCUCUUCAGCUCCCCAGAUGUGGUCAAGCAGAUUACUUCCAUCACCAUUGAACCUGGCGUUGAGGUUGAGGUUACUAUAGCGGACUCUUAGACAUGCCAACUGUGGUUGGGAUGUUGGUAGUCCCGUUUGGUGUUAUCUUACUGAGAAUUUUGGGGAUAGUAAUUGUUUGUUUUGAGAGCUUUCUUCUCUUUUAUCUAAGAGCACAAGACUUGUUAUUUGUUAAUGUUUUAUCAGUAGGACUUAUCAAUUUGAGUGACGUUAUAAAUUUUUUGGGUUCGGCUGGUGGUUCAUGAUUGUAUUUACGAAUGCCAGAAAUUUCAGUAGUUUUCUUGGUUAUCCUAAA
Molecule: messenger RNA, 823 nt
Organism: Spinacia oleracea (spinach)
Lineage: Eukaryota; Viridiplantae; Streptophyta; Magnoliopsida; Caryophyllales; Amaranthaceae
Product: 40S ribosomal protein S20-2
Exons: 3
Coding region: 205-570 (121 amino acids)
Biological process (GO): translation
Cellular component (GO): small ribosomal subunit; ribosome
Molecular function (GO): structural constituent of ribosome
Source: RefSeq, a predicted model, not a curated record